Rhinolophus ferrumequinum (greater horseshoe bat) is the source of this 3758-nucleotide messenger RNA. It is a transcript of the gene CAV2, whose product is annotated as caveolin 2. The coding region runs from base 103 to 591 and encodes 162 amino acids. Gene Ontology annotation, molecular function: protein kinase binding; molecular adaptor activity. Lineage: Eukaryota; Metazoa; Chordata; Mammalia; Chiroptera; Rhinolophidae. Gene Ontology annotation, biological process: positive regulation of MAPK cascade; caveola assembly; insulin receptor signaling pathway. The record is from RefSeq and is a predicted model, not a curated record. The transcript has 3 exons. Gene Ontology annotation, cellular component: perinuclear region of cytoplasm; cytoplasmic vesicle; caveola.
GCGAGGCGGGGCGGGGCCCGGCGCGGCGGGAAGGGGAGGCCGAGCCGGUCCGGAGCCGCGCCGCACCAGCCGGGCUGCAGCCGCCGCGCACCGAACGCAGCGAUGGGGCUGGAGACCGAGAAGGCGGACGUGCAGCUCUUCAUGGACGACGACUCCUACAGCCGCCACAGCGGCGUCGACUACGCCGACCCCGAGAAGUUUGCGGACGCGGGCGGGGAUCGGGAUCCGAACCAGCUCAACUCGCAUCUCAAGGUGGGCUUCGAGGAUGUGAUCGCAGAGCCCGAGUCUACGCACUCCUUAGACAAAGUAUGGAUCUGCAGCCACGCCCUCUUUGAAGUCAGCAAAUAUGUGAUUUACAAGUUCCUGACAUUGUUCCUGGCUAUCCCCCUGGCCUUUGCUGCGGGAAUUCUCUUUGCCACCCUCAGCUGUCUGCACAUUUGGAUUGUAAUGCCAUUUGUAAAGACGUGCCUCAUGGUCCUGCCUUCCGUACAGACGAUAUGGAAGAGCGUGACAGAUGUGGUUAUUGCCCCACUGUGUGCGAGCGUGGGACGCAGCUUCUCUUCUGUCAGCGUGCAGCUGAGCCGCGACUGAACACUCGCACCCCAGGUCUGGACAUCUGGAUACUGUAAUUCUUGUUCGUUGUUAUAACAUAAAAGCACCACUGUUCUGUGCGUUUCCAACUGUUCUAAUUAAGAAAACUGUUAAGAUGGGCAACCACAUUUAGAAAUGUUUAUUGGCAAAUCUUUUCAAAUCUUCUCACCCAACGCUUUUCUAAUUAAUAACCAAAAAUUUCAUAUCUAACUUUAUAACCAGAAGUAUACAGUAGGUUGGCAACACUUAAUUUUAAAGGCAGACAGUUUUUGCUUUAGAACAAAACUAUACAUUUUGCCAUGGUGAACUUAUAAUGAUCCAAGGACAUUUCAAACACUACGAUGGUUUUAUGUAUAAGUGCUGAUAAAAAAUACCAGAUUCCCUAUUUUUUUUACUCUGGAAGUAAUACUUUUUAAAUUGCCUUUGCAGAUAAAGUCAUGGAAAUAUUGAGAAAUGAGAUAUUCAAAGAUCCUAGAAAUUACAGUAACAAAAGCAUAUAGUGGUGAUAGGAGCUAUCAAAUAUAAUAAAGCAAAUGUGAAAAUAGAUUCAUAUAAAUGAGUUCCUUUAAAUAAGGUAUUGUUAACCUACAGGCCUAUUUAAUAAGAUGUUUCAUUUUACUGUAUAUUUUGUACUUAAUAUUAAGUGUUGCUCUAAUCAGAUUGCUUUAAAGCACUUUUAUUAUAUUUGUGAUCUUGUUGAGCUAAUAUAUAGAAUGAGUAAAUGUAUCUUCCACAAGGAACUUCAUUGGUGAAACUGCAUUGUCUUGAUUAUGUAAGCAUCUAUAUCUUCUCUGGGAAUAGAAGUAACAGAGUAAUAUACUAGGCUUUUCUUUCUAACUCUUCCAAGAAAAAACCUUGAAAUGUUUUAUAAGUAAUGUUUAUCUGGCUGUGAUCUCAAAAUAAUCUGUAUGUAAUUCUUAUUUUGUCUAGGUGAUGCUUUCUCUCUUGUAGUUAGAAAUUAGAACUGUAUGCUGCAUUCUUAUUAAUGUUUCAUUUUACCUUCAAGUAAUAUUGGUGCUAUUUAAUAACAUUUUACAAUAAAGGCUAUUGCUGACACUUAGGUAAGAUUUUACCUACAGUGAUUCAUGUAGAGACUUACAAGAAAAUGGUCGAUUUGUUGGGUCAAUGCUACUGAGUUAUGUAUAGAAGUUAAACACUAACAGCUACAAACUUUCAAUAUGUUGUCUAAUAUGGGUUUUGUUACACAGUAUAAAAUUAUUCUUAUCAUUUUUGAACUGUAGAAUCCCAUUCAAUGUUAUGAGUCGCUGUCGUUUUAAAAAUCUCAUUGUUGCAAAAUGAUAGGCAUAUGUAAAAGUUCUCUAUGAUGUGAGCAGUUACUGUAAUUUACACAUCUUAAAAGUGUAUAAAUGAUCAAAUUUCAGAAUUGCUAUCAGCACCUGAAUUAACAUUCCUUUGAAUAUCUUCCUAGAUGACAAAUCUUCAUUCAAUGAAGAUUAAUUUUAUUUUUCCAAAUUGUCAGGACUAGUGAAUAUAAAGGAUGAUUAAACUGAAAUACUAUUGGGGACCAAAUCAAAUGAAUGAUUAAAUUAUGAAAUUCAUGUUUUUGAAGGUAGCUUCAAAAGACACUUUUCAAAAAAGUCUUAGGUCAUUACAGCAUCCUUAGAAAAGCCCUCAUGAUCAUUACCUUAAAGCAUUACCAACCAUUUGACUGUAUAGAUUUUAUUAUGUUAGUUAAAGAGGUUAAAUCAGUCUCAUGACUUUAUAAUUAUACCUUGUAUUUAAAGUGUUCUUUACAUAUAAUUAGAUACGUUGGUUGGCCAAAGUAUUUGAUUAAUAAAAUAUCUAUUUAAAUAAAUCAUGAAAUUCUGUCUUUUCAAAUAGCUAUUGGCAAGUUUUAAAGCCAAAAUAUGUACACAUAGUUAUAUAACAAAACCUAUUAACUUUUAACAAGUGAUACACAUGCAUUCUUAUUUCUGAAUAGCAUUGAAUACUAUCAGAAUGAAUUUUUAUUGAGAUUUGCCACUAAUUAUUUCAAAGACUGAAAUUUUGCACCAAGUGGACCGAGUUUUCAUGUGGAAACAUGUUUGUUCUUUUAGCUGGGGGGGGAGAGGUAGGUGACAAGAAGACCUUCCCAAUAUCCAUAAUAAACUUUCUAAACACCCAUGAAACGUGCUCAUUGCUUUUAUUACAUUAAAAAUAGGACUGAUCAAUAAAGAACCUUUUCAAACUUAUUUUACCUUAUUAAAAACUCAUAAUAGAUAAAAAUGCAUGAGUUAUUGCUUAUUCAGAAAUGUGUUUGUCAAAAAUGAUGAGACUGGUAAUUCAAUUCUUUGAACCACUUAAAGCAGUUCCCUAUAAUUUUUUGUAUCAUUUGAGGAAUAGUAUGGAAUAGCUUGUUCACAAACCCACCAUAUUUCAUCUUCUUCAUGAAAUAAUAUCUCUUGCUAAUCCUAAAUAAACUGUUAUUUCUGUUUUCAAUUUUUUUAAUAAGAAAGUAAAACAAUAUAAAUCACAUGUACUUGGAUACUGAUACCAUGAAGCCAGUAUCCAAAAUUAUUUUUGGAAAGUGACUUUGUGAGGAGUGGUUGCUGGUAUUGGCAUAGAUUUUGUCGUCAGUUAAUCUGGAAAGUUGACCAAACUCUAAUAAUAAAACAGGUGUUUGGUUGUUCAAAAUGCCCUUUAUAGUUACAAAGAACUUAAAAAGUCCCUCUUUUCAAUAGUUAUCCACAUCCCAUGAAUUUAUUUAGAGGCCUUUCUGGGGAAGCUGUUGGCAUAUAAUGAAGAGCCACUGCCUCCGGGUCUUGCAUCUGAAGCUCUGAAGCGGUCUCAGCUCGGCCGUGCCUGAAGCACGUCGCCUCCCGCAAAUGGUUUUCUUCUCUUUAAUGAAAGGAUCGGAUUUAAAAGGAGCUUUCAAGCUCAUUGUUUUCUGUGAUUUUAGAAGGGUGAAGACGUGGCCAUGUAUAUGCAAACCAAUAUAUCUGUUCAGUUCAGGAAUUUUUUAAAAAUCAUGAAUUUUCUAUCAGAGGGUUGGUGUGCUAUAAAUAUAACAAUAAAUUUAUUCCCUUUCACUCUUCACUUGAUUGUGAGACUGUGAUGUGGCUUUGAUUCUUCAUGACAGGGAUUCCUAGAUUUAUAACAAUUCUAAGUCUUUAUUAUUGUGACAUCCCCCGCCCCCCAAUAAUAUGUAACUCUGUAUUUUAAAUUAA